Messenger RNA from Diorhabda carinulata, 1044 nucleotides. RefSeq names its product MOB kinase activator-like 4 (gene Mob4). Gene Ontology annotation, cellular component: cytoplasm. NCBI's taxonomy places the organism in Eukaryota, Metazoa, Arthropoda, Insecta, Coleoptera, Chrysomelidae. The record is from RefSeq and is a predicted model, not a curated record. Bases 291 to 968 code for a protein of 225 amino acids. The transcript has 4 exons.
CAGAAAUACUCUUUAAAAAUACAGAACUCCAACAUCAGAUUUCUUCUUCUCUUCGCUAGUUUAGGUUAAUCAACCAGGGAAAAUGUACAAAACACAUUUGUAAGAGAUGAGAAAUAUGUUUUAUAACAAUUAUUCAGUAUUUUUAUUCGAUUUUUUAUGUGAAUAUUAUCAUUUAUAAAUUUGGAUAUAAAGUUAAAAUUAGUUAAAAGUACAAUAACUCAAUGUCGGCUGUACUGUCAUGCUAAAACCUUAAGAUCUGAACUGACUGAACCUGUAAAUAACAUAUUUAUAUGUCAAAAAUGAAGAUGGCCGAUGGAUCCACAAUCGUGCGAAGAAAUAGACCUGGUACAAAAGCAAAGGAUUUCAGUCAUUGGCCAGAUGAACCUUUUGAGGAAAUGGACAGCACCCUUGCAGUGCAACAGUACAUUCAACAACUUAUACGUCGUGAUCCGAAUAAUAUUGAUUUGAUAUUGAAAAUGCCCGAUUCGCAAGACGAAGGAGUUUGGAAAUAUGAACAUUUGAGGCAGUUCUGUAUGGAACUGAACGGAUUAGCUGUAAGACUUCAAGGAGAAUGUCACCCAGAAACAUGUACACAAAUGACAGCAACUGAACAGUGGAUUUUUUUAUGUGCUGCACAUAAAACUCCUAAAGAAUGUCCGGCCAUUGAUUACACAAGGCAUACACUUGAUGGUGCUGCUUGUUUAUUGAACAGCAAUAAAUAUUUUCCUAGUCGUGUUAGUAUUAAAGAAUCGUCUGUAGCAAAACUUGGAUCAGUAUGUAGAAGAGUUUAUCGAAUAUUUUCUCAUGCCUACUUCCACCAUAGAUCUAUAUUUGAUGAAUUUGAAACUGAAACAUGUUUAUGCAAAAGAUUUACGCAAUUUGUAACAAAAUACAACUUGAUGUCCAAGGAUAAUCUUAUUGUACCUAUUUUGGAAGAAGAAAACACACUUGGUGAAUCUGAAGCAUAAAUGUAUCUCGAAUGUCAAUAUUUCUAAUACUCGAUUACAUAAAAAAUAAAAACUAAUAAACAUACAGUGGAUAGAA